Oncorhynchus kisutch (coho salmon) is the source of this 5023-nucleotide messenger RNA. RefSeq names its product serine palmitoyltransferase, long chain base subunit 2b (gene sptlc2b). Gene Ontology annotation, biological process: sphingosine biosynthetic process; ceramide biosynthetic process. Lineage: Eukaryota; Metazoa; Chordata; Actinopteri; Salmoniformes; Salmonidae. The transcript has 12 exons. Gene Ontology annotation, molecular function: pyridoxal phosphate binding; serine C-palmitoyltransferase activity. Bases 107 to 1861 code for a protein of 584 amino acids. The record is from RefSeq and is a predicted model, not a curated record. Gene Ontology annotation, cellular component: serine palmitoyltransferase complex.
UGACGUCGUUGUUUGUGCUGCUGGCAGAAUGCUAGUUCCGGCAUUAACUGAGAAGAGAAGAGUCCCUUGGUGAACAAGUAUACAACCGGGAUAUUCAAGCGAAUAAAUGCCACCAAGUAUGACUGAGAGCUCGGCGAAUAAGUUGGUAAAUGGAGAUGUUUGCCACCGGACCGCAAACGGUAAAAAAUCUACGGGAAGGAACGGUUUCGUGAAGAAUCAUUGUUUGUUCCAACAACCGCAACAGAAGAAGUAUCGGCGCCCGAGUGAGAAGAACAACCAUGUUGUGCGUAGCACCAGCCUGUACAACAGGCCGUUUGUGGAGCAGUUUGAGGAGACUCCUCUGCUUGUGGCGGUUCUCACCUACGUGGGCUACGGCAUCCUCACCAUCUUCGGGUACCUCAGAGACUUCCUCCGCAACUGGGGCGUCGAGAACUGCCACGUGGCCAGAGAGAGGGACGAACAGAAGGACUUUGUUCCGCUGUACCAGGACUUUGAGAACUUCUACACCAGGAAUCUAUACAUGCGUAUCCGUGACAACUGGAACAGGCCUAUCUGCAGUGUCCCUGGAGCCAAGAUGGACCUGGUGGAGAGAACCUCCAAAGACUACAACUGGACGUUCGAACACACAGGCAAGGUGGUGAAAGACGUGAUCAACAUGGGUUCUUAUAACUACCUGGGCUUUGCUGAGAACACUGGGAGGUGUGCUGACAAUGCCACAGGGUCAACACACAAGUACGGUGUGGGAGUGGGCAGCACCCGCUCUGAGAUGGGUAACCUGGACAUCCAUGAGGAGUUGGAGCAGCUGGUUGCUAGGUUCCUGGGGGUGGAGUCAUCCAUGGCGUUUGGGAUGGGCUUCGCUACCAACUCCAUGAACAUUCCUGCUCUCGCUGGGAAGGGCUGUUUGAUUCUGAGUGAUGAGUUGAACCACGCCUCUCUGGCGCUGGGGGCGCGGCUCUCUGGCGCCACCAUCCGCGUCUUCAAACACAACAAUAUGGUGAGUCUAGAGAAGCUGUUGAGAGAUGCCAUUGUUCACGGCCAGCCCAGAACACACAGGCCCUGGAAGAAGAUGCUCAUUCUGGUCGAGGGAAUCUACAGUAUGGAGGGCUCUAUAGUACGUCUGCCUGAGGUGAUAGCCCUGAAGAAGCAUUAUAAGGCCUAUCUGUACCUGGAUGAGGCCCAUAGCAUCGGAGCUCUCGGACCACGAGGUGGAGGGGUGGUGGACUACUUUGGUCUGGACCCCAAAGACGUUGACAUCAUGAUGGGAACCUUCACGAAGAGCUUUGGUGCUGCUGGAGGAUACAUCGGAGGGAAGAGGGAGUUGAUAGACUACCUGCGGUCCCACUCCCACAGUUCAAUCUAUGCCACGGCCAUGUCCCCUCCCGUGUCACAACAGAUCAUCACCUCUAUGAAGAUCAUCAUGGGAGAGGACAACACCACUCUGGGGGCGGAGCGUCUAAAGCAGUUGUCAGAAAAUACCACAUACUUCCGAAGGAAACUCCGAGAGAUGGGAUUCAUCAUCUACGGAAACAAUGACUCUCCUGUCGUACCCAUGAUGCUCUACAUGCCCGCCAAAAUAGGGGCGUUUGGCAGGGAGAUGCUGAAGAGGAACAUUGGGACGGUGGUGGUUGGCUUCCCUGCCACACCCAUCAUAGAGUCCAGGGCCAGGUUCUGUGUGUCUGCCGCACACACCAGGGACAUGCUGGACACGGCAUUGGAGGCCAUCGGUGAGGUUGGGGAUGUGUUGCAGCUGAAGUACUCCAGACAUCAUGAUUUCCCCUCCUCCCUGGGUCCAUGGUCCUCUGCGGAGAGUCUGCUCCUGGAGCCCAGCCACGUCAAGCCUUCUUGUCAUAUAACUAACUGAACCAGCUACACCAGGCAUACUUGCACCUUUGUUUGUUUUUGCACUUACCUGGUGCACCGGCUCUAAAUCAGUCCCUGACUAAGGAAUGAAAAUGUAGAAGUGGAACUUAGGGGAUUUGAGUAUCUCUUGACCUACACUACAGUGGGGUAGGGAUAAAAGAAAGUCACCAAGGUCCCAUCGUGUGUGUUCGUUUCAAAGUGUGUAAGCCCCUAUCGUUGUCUUAAUGUUCGUUUCGAAGUGUGUAAAGCCCCUAUCGUUGUCUUAAUGUUCGUUUCGAAGUGUGUAAAGCCCCCAUCGUUGUCUUAAUGUUCGUUUUGAAGUGUGUAAGCCCCUAUCGUUGUCUUAAUGUUCGUUUCGAAGUGUGUAAAGACCCUAUUGUUGUCUUAAUGUUCGUUUCGAAGUGUGUAUGCCCCUAUCGUUGUCUUAAUGUUCGUUUCGAAGUGUGUAAAGCCCCUAUCGUUGUCUUAAUGUUCGUUUCGAAGUGUGUAAGCCCCUAUCGUUGUCUUAAUGUUCGUUUCGAAGUGUGUAAAGCCCCUAUCGUUGUCUUAAUGUUCGUUUCGAAGUGUUUAAAGCCCCUAUCGUUGUCUUAAUGUAUCUUAACUUAUUGUGAAUUCAUUUUUUUUGUGUUGGACCUAAAUGUUGAAUCUUAUUUCCGUGUUCCAACUGCAUUAUGGGGGCUUCUAGUGCAAUAAUAACAAGAUGGGGAGGAAGAGUAGAACAAGACAUGGAUUUCUAUUGCCAUUAAAAUAUACAAUUUGUUUGGUUGCACCAAUGAAGUUAACGAAUCAGAGAAAUGGAAUCCCUAGAACCAGGAUCUACAUUUUGUUCUAGGGAUUAUAUUUCUAGGAUAACAAGCAAUAAUAUAAUAAUAUAAUGCAAGAAAGAAGUACAUAAAUAAUAUAUAGCAUUCAUGACUAAUAGGGCAACAUAUAGGCUUCAUAUCAAAUGAGGUACACCGUCAAGUGUAGCUUAUUAUAUAUUGAACUUUCCACUCUGAUCGGUGUGUUAGGCUUUAAUAUUGUCACGGGGGUUCUUUCCCUGACCAAUGUUGAUAUUAUCUGCUGUUUACACAGUAAAUGAACAGGUAAAAUCUCAAUGUCUUGGACCUAUUAUCAGAGCUAAUCCUCUCUCUCUCUCUCUCUCUCUCUCUCUCUCUCUCUCUCUCUGUCUCUCUGUCUCUCUGUCUCUCUCUGUCUCUCUCUGUCUCUCUCUGUCUCUCUGUCUGUGUAAGCUACAUAUUUCACCGGUUUAGAAGAAUAGGGUAAGAACCCUUUUGAAGAGCUGCCAUGUUGUGAAUAUUUCAUAUAUAUAUAUUACAGCUUUUUUUCUAUCAUUCUUCAGCCUUUAAUAUUUAGCGUUUAUGCCUGCACUCGAAUGACUUAAGCCCAAAUGUCUUAAACAUGUCUAUACGCUCUAGCGUAUUUAACAUGUCUAUCGCUGAAGAGUCUUUAAUAUUUCUAUAAGCUUGAUAAGAGCCAUGUCGUGUGAAGUGUUUCUCUUGGGGUUGGUAUCACGGACACCGAUUUUUAGGCUAGUCCUGGACUGAAAAACGAUUUGAAUGGAGAUUCUUGGCUUAAUCUGUGUCCGGGAAACUGACCGUUACCGAAGAACCACGUGGUUUGAGUCUCUAACUGUAUAUCUUCUAAGUGCUUAUCUUAAUAACCAGCGUUGAUGUCUUAGUAAACUAUGACACGCUGGCCAUAAUAUGACCCACCUGUUUAUCUGUAUGUAUGAAGAUGAUGCAUCCUAGCCAUGCUUCUCUGAUGUACAGAUAUGUCCUUAUUUGAUAAAACGUCCUAUUGAUACCUUCUUCACAGUGCAUUAUAAGUGCAUUUAUAGUGCCUUAUGAGCUAUAUAUAAUGCACAACAUAGACAUACAGGAAGUGUUACGCCUUUAUUUAUUACAAAUGUCAUUUUUUUCAAUCUGCUCUAUUUUGUGGAAGAUGUUUCUAAUAUAAUGUCUCUGUGGCAGCUCCAAAUAAAGACACCUAAAGGGUUCUUUGGUUAUUUCUGUAUAAUCCUUUUUUGGUUCCAGGUAGAACCCUUUUUUUUGGGGGGGGGGGGGGUUCCAGAACCUUUAACCAAAAGGUUCUUUUGAGGGUUCUUUGUUGGGUGAAAUAGUUCUGCCUGGAAGCAAAACGGUUCUACAGGGACAGCAAAAGAAACCUUUUAGGAACACUUUUGAUGGAGUAUGUGUGUCUUAAUGACAGUGCUAGUACUACUGACAGGCAUUGGUAAUAUACAGAUGAUGUAGCCUCACUGAAAUGACAGGCUUUACGGCUGGCUAACUGACGCUUGGUUUAAACAAAGUAUCUUUUCCCGCCAGCGGUCUUCCACAAUGAUUCUUCUCUAAUAUGGCAUUCCAGAAUUGGCUGAUUUGUGUUUUAAUUUUAGUUUGUUUUGUUUAAAUGUUAUGUUUGACUUUCCAUGGCUCAAUUUAUGGGUCAGUUCAAGUAUAAUAUUGUCUUUAGUCACAUAUCCAGUUUGUAGUGUGUGUGAGUGUACAUCAUUUUUAUUUGUAUUGGAAGUAGAAAUAUGUGGAAGAGAGCUGCGGUUAGCACUGUGAUCAUUCCACUACUACAAACUCCUUAUUAAACUAUGGCUGAGAUUUAAAGUGUCUAUAAUUUGUCCAGACGUAACAUUUUAAACUUGCUACUUUUCUGUUGUGUUUAGUUAAAUCUGGGUGGGCCCAUGUAGUCUGUCUUCAUUCCAAAUGGCACCAUAGUCCCUAUAGUGCACUACUCUUGACCAGAGCCCUUGUCAAAAUGGUGCACUAUAUAGGGAAUAGGGUGCUAUUUGGGAUUACCCUCUGUAUCCUGUUCCCAUCUCCUUUCUAUUGAGGCAUGAUGUGAUUGCUGACAUCCAGUAACAUGACCAUUUAUCUCAGGAAGGCUGUUUAGAUUUCAAUAAUACUAUAAACAUAUGUGAUUAAUCAUUAUCUAACUCAAAGUAAAUGUUUUUUAAAUUAAAAGAUUUAAAAGCCCUUUGAUGUAACAUUACAUCGUUUAACUUGCAAUGGAAAGAGAGCUGUGAUCUGACCUACUCUGUAAAUGCAUGUACACCUGUAUGUUAUCAGUAGGCUUUUACUCUUGGCAAGUUCAAUGGUUUGUGUUGACUGCUGUUAAACAGUGCUGAGAUUAAAUCAAUUUUUGUUUGUUUCAA